Messenger RNA from Arachis ipaensis, 3829 nucleotides. RefSeq names its product topless-related protein 1. Gene Ontology annotation, molecular function: protein binding. Gene Ontology annotation, biological process: regulation of DNA-templated transcription. The record is from RefSeq and is a predicted model, not a curated record. NCBI's taxonomy places the organism in Eukaryota, Viridiplantae, Streptophyta, Magnoliopsida, Fabales, Fabaceae.
GUUGUGUUUGUAGUUUUCUAGAGAGAGAAAGAGAAAAGAUAAAUAGAGUGAGAGAGAGUUUGAGGAGAGAGAAAGUGCAAGAAAGAGAGAGAAAGCUUUGGCUUCUUUGUUGGGUUGAGGGGUUCCAUAUUCGGAGACCCCCUUUUGUUUUUGUUCCUUCUUUCUUUCUUCUUUUGCUUUCCCAUGUGUUGUUGUUUGAAGAAGAUCUAGUUCAGUUUUUGCUCAUUUUGGUGCAUAUCUAAUCGAGGAAGUGGGAGGUUGCGAUGUCUUCUCUUAGUAGAGAAUUGGUGUUCUUGAUCUUGCAGUUUCUGGAUGAGGAAAAGUUCAAGGAGACUGUUCACAAGCUUGAACAGGAGUCUGGAUUUUUCUUCAAUAUGAAGUACUUUGAGGAUGAAGUGCACAAUGGCAAUUGGGAUGAGGUUGAAAAGUACCUUUCUGGUUUCACUAAGGUAGAUGAUAAUAGAUAUUCUAUGAAGAUAUUUUUUGAGAUAAGGAAACAGAAGUAUCUUGAGGCAUUGGAUAAGCAUGACCGGUCCAAGGCUGUAGAAAUAUUAGUAAAGGAUUUGAAAGUGUUUGCUACUUUUAAUGAAGAAUUGUUCAAGGAAAUCACACAGCUUUUGACAUUGGAGAAUUUUAGGGAAAAUGAGCAAUUGUCUAAGUAUGGUGAUACAAAAUCUGCUAGAGCAAUCAUGUUGGUUGAGCUCAAAAAGCUCAUUGAAGCGAAUCCUUUGUUUCGUGAUAAGUUGCAAUUUCCCAACCUUAAGAACUCAAGGUUACGGACUCUCAUCAAUCAAAGCUUGAAUUGGCAGCAUCAACUUUGCAAGAAUCCACGGCCAAAUCCUGAUAUAAAAACUCUUUUUGUGGAUCACUCUUGUGGACAACCAAAUGGUGCACGAGCUCCUUCACCUGCUAAUAAUCCGCUAUUAGGGUCCUUACCAAAGGCCGGAGCAUUUCCUCCUCUCGGUGCACAUGGGCCUUUUCAACCUACUCCAGCACCAGUGCCGACGCCCCUGGCUGGGUGGAUGUCAAAUCCUACCACUGUGGCACAUCCUGCAGUUUCUGGAGGUGGAGCUAUAGGUCUUGGUGCUCCAUCAAUCCCUGCUGCUUUGAAGCAUCCAAGGACUCCUCCAACUAAUCCCUCUGUUGAUUACCCAUCUGGAGACUCAGAUCAUGUUGCUAAGAGAACUAGACCAAUGGGAAUAUCCGAGGAGGUAAAUCUACCCGUCAAUGUGUUGUCGGCAACAUUCCCUGGUCAUGGUCACGGUCACGGUCAUAGUCAAGCUUUUACGGCACCUGAUGACUUGCCGAAGACUGUCGUGCGAACUUUGAAUCAGGGUUCAUCACCUAUGAGCAUGGACUUCCAUCCUGUGCAACAAUCUUUACUUCUUGUUGGCACUAAUGUUGGGGACAUCGCUUUGUGGGAGGUGGGGUCUAGGGAGCGGUUGGUCUUGAGGAAUUUCAAAGUUUGGGACCUUAGUGCAUGUUCAAUGCCAUUUCAGGCUGCACUCGUCAAAGAUCCUGGUGUUUCUGUCAACCGAGUGAUUUGGAGUCCUGAUGGUGCUUUAUUCGGAGUUGCUUAUUCAAGACACAUUGUUCAAAUAUACUCUUAUAAUGGCGGGGAUGAUGUGAGGCAGCACCUUGAGAUUGAUGCUCAUGUUGGUGGAGUAAAUGAUCUUGCAUUUUCGCAUCCAAAUAAGCAACUAUGUGUGAUAACCUGUGGUGAUGAUAAGACCAUUAAGGUGUGGGAUGCUGCUACGGGUACUAAGCAGUAUACUUUUGAGGGCCAUGAAGCUCCAGUAUAUUCUGUAUGCCCACAUUAUAAAGAAAACAUUCAGUUUAUUUUUUCAACGGCAUUAGAUGGAAAGAUAAAAGCAUGGCUGUAUGACAAUUUGGGAUCUCGUGUUGAUUAUGAUGCACCUGGUCGUUGGUGCACCACCAUGGCUUAUAGUGCUGAUGGAACAAGGCUCUUUUCGUGCGGGACAAGCAAAGAUGGGGAAUCCUCUAUUGUUGAGUGGAAUGAAAGUGAAGGAGCUGUCAAAAGGACUUAUCAAGGAUUCCGUAAGCGGUCUUUGGGUGUUGUGCAAUUUGAUACCACCAAAAAUCGAUUUUUGGCUGCUGGUGAUGAUUUCUCCAUAAAAUUCUGGGACAUGGACAAUGUUCAGCCUCUGCAAGCCAUCGAUGCUGAUGGGGGUCUUCCUGCAAGCCCACGUAUCCGAUUCAACAAGGAUGGAACACUUCUAGCCGUCUCUGCGAAUGAGAAUGGAAUCAAAAUUUUAGCCAAUGCAGAUGGUAUGCGUUUGUUGCGCACAUUAGAGAAUUCUUUAUAUGAUGCAUCACGAACAUCAGAAGCCAUGGCAAAGCCUACCAUAAAUCCAAUUUCUGCUGCUGCCGCCGCAGCGACUAGUGCCGCACUUGCGGAGAGGGCCUCUUCUGUAGUAGCAAUUCCCGGAAUGAAUGGGGAUGCACGGAACUUAGGUGAUGUUAAGCCUAGAAUAAGUGAAGAAUCCAAUGACAAGUCAAAAAUAUGGAAGCUCACUGAAAUAAAUGAACCGUCUCAGUGUAGAUCCUUGAAGUUACCAGACAAUGUGAGAGUACCAAAGAUAUCAAGGUUGAUAUAUACAAACUCUGGUAAUGCUGUUCUUGCAUUAGCAUCAAAUGCUAUUCACCUUCUCUGGAAAUGGCAGCGAAAUGACCGUAACUCAUCUGGCAAGGCCACUGCCAGCAUGCAACCUCAAUUGUGGCAACCAUCAAGUGGCAUUCUGAUGACUAAUGACAUUGCCGAUAGUAGUCCCGAAGAUGCUGUUCCAUGCUUUGCUCUGUCCAAAAAUGAUUCUUAUGUAAUGUCCGCCUCAGGAGGGAAGAUAUCCCUUUUCAAUAUGAUGACUUUUAAGACAAUGACGACAUUCAUGCCUCCACCACCUGCAGCAACCUUUCUUGCUUUUCAUCCUCAGGAUAACAACAUUAUUGCCAUAGGCAUGGAUGAUUCCUCCAUUCAAAUAUAUAAUGUCCGCGUGGACGAGGUUAAAAGUAAACUCAAGGGUCAUACUAAAAGAAUAACUGGUCUUGCUUUCUCACACGUAUUGAAUGUGCUAGUUUCAUCUGGGGCAGAUGCCCAGAUUUGUGUGUGGAAUACUGAUGGAUGGGAAAAGCAGAAAAGUAGAUUCUUGCAGCUUCCUCCCGGGAGGACUCCGUCAGCGCAGGCAGAUACGCGUGUACAGUUUCAUCAGGAUCAGAUACAUUUCUUGGUUGUACAUGAAACUCAGCUAGCAAUUUAUGAAGCAACAAAGCUAGAAUGUUUGAAGCAGUGGUUCCCGCGAGAUUCAGCUGCACCAAUAUCGCAUGCGACUUUCUCGUGUGAUAGUCAGCUGAUAUACGCCAGCUUUUUAGAUGCAACAGUGUGUGUAUUUAGUGCUUCAAACCUCAGAUUACGAUGUCGAAUCAAUCCGUCUGCUUAUCUUUCAGGAAGCGUCAGUUCCAACGUACAACCGCUUGUAAUUGCGGCGCAUCCGCAAGAACCGAAUCAGUUUGCAAUAGGGCUGUCAGACGGCGGAGUUCACGUGUUUGAGCCGCUUGAAUCGGAAGGCAAGUGGGGUGUGCCUCCACCAGUUGAGAAUGGUUCAGCAAGCAAUGUGGCAGCUCCAUCAGUUGGAGGACCCUCUUCAGAUCAACCUCAAAGAUGAUCCAUGAUCCAUGUCAAAAGACUAGUUCUUUUAUAAGAAUCGAACAAUCUAUUUCUCUUCAGAUCAACCUCAAAGAUGAUCCAUCAUCCAUGUCAAAAGACUAGUUCUUUUAUAAGAAUUGAAUCUAUUUCUCUUCUUUUCACAUUGCA